Messenger RNA from Anolis carolinensis (green anole), 6470 nucleotides. Its product is annotated as transforming growth factor beta receptor type 3. Lineage: Eukaryota; Metazoa; Chordata; Lepidosauria; Squamata; Anolidae. The record is from RefSeq and is a predicted model, not a curated record. Gene Ontology annotation, molecular function: transforming growth factor beta binding; glycosaminoglycan binding; transforming growth factor beta receptor activity. The coding region runs from base 3231 to 5399 and encodes 722 amino acids. Gene Ontology annotation, cellular component: cell surface. The transcript has 16 exons. Gene Ontology annotation, biological process: cell migration; transforming growth factor beta receptor signaling pathway; epithelial to mesenchymal transition.
AAAAUCUAACCAAAAAUAGCUCGUGAUGUAAACUAGUCUCAGAGAUGAGAAAUACUGGGUUACUUAACGAAAUGGACAGCGUCUUAACUAAAUGCGUUCUUUUUAUUUAUUUAUUUAUUUACAGUAUUUAUAUUCCGCCCUUCUCACCCCGAAGGGGACUCAGGGCGGAUCACAUUAUAACACACAUAGGGCAAACAUUCAAUGCCCAUAAACACAUCAAACAGAGACUGAGAGACACACGCAGAGGCAAGUUAACCUUCUUCUGAGGGGAUGUUUGAUUCUGGCCACAGGGGGGAGCAGCUGCUCCAUCAUCCACACUGACGGCACUUCCUCAUUCCAGGUCGUAAAUUAGUUAAUCUUGCCUCCCCACUUUAUAAGCGGUACCUUAUCUCCUAAUUGAUAGAUGCAACUAUCUUUCGGGUUGCUAGGUCAGCAACGAGCAGGGGCUAUUUUUUAUUUUUUAUUGACGGGUGCUCACCCCGCCACGGGCUGGCCUCGAACUCAUGACCUCAUGGUCAGAGUGAUUUAAGGCAGCUGCUCAACAGCUGCGCCACAGCCCGUGAAAAAGCAACUUGCCACUGAAUAAUAGCAAUAAUGAUGACAAUGAUGAACAAAUUUGAAGGCUCAAUAUUGUACCUUUGCAAACCAAAAAGUGAAAAAUGAGAAGAAUAUGAUAAAUUACAAAAAUGUAUAGAAUUACCUCCCUUGAACCCAUGGUAAGUGGUUUCUCUGUUUCCUUUGUAUUCAUGUUGGAAGUCUUCAACUUGUGUCCCAAACACUUCAACGAAUAAUAGAUGAAGUACCCUUAAGACACUCUAAAUUCUGUGAAGUCACCCUUUCAUUUGCAAGGAAAGAAUAUGACCAUAUGAAAGAAUAUGAAAGCCUCACAUUUAGGCUUCAGCUUUGAAUAAUAUUGCCACCUCACUGCACAUCACAGCCACAUAGAAAACAUGGUCAGGGUUUCUUUAAAAUCUUGCUACGAGCAUACAAGCAAGAUAUCCUAUGCAUUUAGGUGCCAACUGGGUCCUGAGGCCUUUCAGUGUUCAUACUCAAAUCUUGCGUAUCUGCUGUGCGUGUGCAUGGAUUGAGGCAAGUUAAGUGAUAUGCUGCCUUCUGUAUCUAGCUCCCCCACAUCCCCAUUUUCAAACUACAUUGGGAAUGUAGCUGGUGUUCUGGCAACAGAGGAUCAGGUGUCAAGAUGACACAGUUCUUUCCCUUGCGCCAGCAGCUGCAAAGCAGCAGUGUCCUUGAACAGGGGCUUACUUUAAAUGCCCUGUUCAAUGACUGCAUCUGUUGAAUUCCUUGUAAGCCUAGAGCAGAUGUGCAACUGAUCUUGGAGCUCACUUAUGUGUCAGGAUGUCCAGUUUACCACUUUACUGGUUAGGUGCCUGCUUUCCGCCUCACAGUUAUCUGUUGUAGUGGCAGGAGGUACCAUUAUUUCUUGGAAAGAACUGUGGACAAGUACCUUUAGCUUAUACUUAUAGCUAUCUCUUUACCAUAGAGGGAAGCUUUGGAUUCAUACUGAGAUCUAGAAAAUAUGAUGGUCAUAUAUGAGUUAGACCAAAAGGAUCAGGAACCUAUCAGGAGGGCCCAGUUUGUGGUCUUGGCUAUAGACUUGACAUGGGGUGUCUCUGGCUGCUGGCUUACAUUUCAAAUUAUAUCAACUCAAUCAGUUUCGUUCAAUAAGUUGGAAGUCUUUUAGUACGGCCUAUCACAAUUAGGUAACAGAUCAAGUCUUAAUACACCAGGAGCUGAACAUAAGUCAACAGUGUGAUGUGGCAGUUUAAAAAGCCAUUGAGAUUCUAGGCUGUAUCAAUAGAUGGAGGGAAAUCAUAGUCCCAGUCUUUUUUGCCUUUGUCAAAGGUGACCUGGGAUCUGUGUCCAGUGCUGGGCACCACAAUUCAAGGAGGAUAUGGACAAGCUGAAACUUGUCAAGAGAAAGGCAAGCAAAGUGUUAAAAGCUCUGAAAGCUUAUGAAGAGCAGCUGAGAGAGCUGGACAUGUUCAGCUUGGAGAAGAGAAGGCUGAGAGGGGACAUGAUAGCCAUGGUUAAAUUUUUGAAAGGAUGUCAUAUUGAGGAAAGAAGCUUGUUUCUCCUGCUCUUGAGAUGGGCAUAGUAAUAAAUUCAAAUUACAGGGGGGUAAUUCCACUUAAGAUUAGAAAGAACUUUCUUAUGGUAAAAGCUGUUUGACAGUGUAAUGGCUGCCUUGGAAGGCAGUGAAGUCUCUUCUGGAGAAUUUUAGGCAGAAGCUGGAUGCCCCUUGAUUAAGUAUUCCUGCAUAGCAGAGGGUUGGACUGGAUGGCCCUUGUGGUCUCUUCCAACUCUGUGAUUCUUUGAAGCUGCUCUGACCAGACAGAUUGCUGGUCCAUCUGGUUCUGGGUUGAGAUGAUGUUGAUUUGCAACAGAUUCCUAGGACCCCUGAUUUUUCCCAAUUGUUCCCAAGCUCCUGGCAGGACAUGAAAUACUGUUGCCUUCUGCUUUUUAGAAAUGAGGCAAUUAGAAUGACCAAACCAUUGGCUCUGGUUCAAGAUUGUUGUCUCCCAGAUUGCACUGUUUGUCAUGUAAGCAGUUGUGUGAAGAUCCCAUGCUCAGUUUGUUUUUGAGAAACAGCUGUAGAAUGCAGCCUGUAGUUCUGCCAGCACGAGGAGAGCCAUUUAAUAUAUUCAUGUUGUGCUUCAGAGCAUGUGUUUAUAUUGGCAUGGUAAUCCUUUGUUGCAAAACAAUAAACCUUCACACUACUUUUAAGUCCCCGUGACUUAAGGAGUUUCUACCAUGUUUGUUUUACAUUAGAUAAAUGUGGGCGUUCCCUGGAACACCGCAGCCUCUCUGUGUGGAUUUCCUUCCUUCCGCUUCCUUGCCUUUGCUGUGUUUUGGCUCCAGGAUUCCACUCAGGUUACUAUAAAUUUGGUGAAUGUCCGUGCCCAGCCCACAUCUGAUAAGUGGAUAUCAAAGGAACAAAUCAAGAAGCAUUGAUGAAGGAAAUGGCAGAGAGCUGAUUUUCCAGACCCUCAUGAGGACAAGAGGCACUAUGUUGUCUGUGAUUUCUGCAUCUUCAGGAACAGCGUAAGAACUUCAAAAACUGCUGACUCCUGUCCUUUCUGCUCUAUGGGUCAAGUAGCAUUUUGUCUGACCUCUAUUGAACUUUCCUCUUAAGCGGCAUCUAGAACAAACCCUAGCAAAACGACUCUAGCCAGCCAAGAUUUGCAGCCUUGCUUUGGAUUUUGGGAACCAUGUGCGGGAAUUGCCAGCAAAGAGGGCACCUUUGGAGAUGCAACCUGUUGCUGUUUUUCCUUUGGAGUUGCUCUGUGGCAGAAGCCUGGCCCCAUCCCACAUGUCUUCCCUUGUCUGCUUCCACUCCGCAACCUGUGCAGGGAUUUUGGGAGCUGGUACGGCAAGGCACCGGGUGCUCCAGCCGAGAGCGAUCUUCUACUGGGCAAGAAGUACACAUUGUCAGCCUGCGCAGUGGGAUGCCAACUAAUGCCCAGGUCAUUCUUGUGUUGAGUCCUGAGCCAAAGGAUGGAGCCCCCAUCUUUGUUCUGCAGUCCCAAGAGCCUGUGCUCUGGAUGCUAUCAUCUCCUCCUAGAAAAAAAUGGACCUUCCAGGUCUCCCUGGGUUCCGGUGUUUCGGCCCCUGAACCAGGGGCUUUUGUUGAGGAGACCAGCUUUCCAAAGACACCCCGAGGUCUGCUCAAAUGGACACGGAGGGAGCACGGAGGGGUCACAUCUCUGGCUGAGUAUCAUGGAGUCAACACAGUCUACAUCCUGGGAAAUGACGGCGCUGCACCAGCCACUUGCAAGUUGCACAGGAAUUUCCUCUCUUCCUUGCAUUUUGCCUCUGAUCGCCAACGUCAGCCUCUACAAGUCUGCCUGAAUUCUCACCCUCCCCAGGACCUGGAAGUUCACAUCAUCUUCUCUAAAGGGCUUGCGCCAAGGUCCAGCUUGGCCCAUCUGACUGUGGAGCUUCAUGGUGUCCAAAGAUCCCCGCACCAGGGGCUGCUCUUGAUACUGAAGAGCCAAGGGGCUGCCCAGUGGAGAGUUCAGGCACACCACCUCACUGGCCAACUGCACAUACUGGCUUCACAUGAAGUUAUUGUCAGCAGCACAGAAGCAGAGCCAUCUCUGAUUGUGACCCAAGAGAUAUCCUCUGAGUUGGCUUUCAUCGGGGAUCCCUUGCAGUACGCAGCAGAGCAGAAGCUGCCUGCCUUCAUAUCCUAUACUGAGGCUGAGCGGGUGAACAGGUUUCUCCUUGUGGUUGGAAUGAAUGAGGCCACAGCUGCUGUUCCAGCAGAUUCCAUGCUCUUCUGGCCAUUGCUUCUGCCUCCCUCAAAACUCUCAGUCCAAAGACAGUUGUUUCCAGAAGCUGCCAUAGCAGCCAGGGAAGGAAGGCCAGAGAUCUCGGAAGAAGGCCGUUCUGCAAUCCCCCAGAGGCACAUUUCUAAAACAGAGGGACUGGAAUCUACCUUGCAUCCUACUGCGGAGCAGAAACCCUUUCAUGAAAAGAGGGGCCCUAAGAGAGUCUCCUUUACCUCAUCACCUCCAACCCAGACCUCUUCCUCAGAAGCCACCAUGUCCUUUCAGGAUCUUCCCUUCAGCCACGGUAAUGUCCUGCUCAACCUAGAUGUUUACAGCUCAGAGUCUUUUGCCAAGCAGCCAGGACCCUGUACAGUCUCAGCAAACAGCCGGGUCUUUGUGGAGGCUUCCUUGACAUCCUAUGACUUGAGUCUUGGCUUCACCAUCCAGCGAUGCUUCAUAUCUCCCUCUUCUGAUUCUUCAGUGGUUUUUCCAUACCUGCUGAUCUAUCACGGCUGUGCUGUUGAUGCCCAUGUCAAUAUGUCAGAGUUGGAGCAGGCAGCCCGGGGCCAGGCAUUGCCUCCAGGCCAGCAGGAACGCCGCCGGCUGAGCUUCAUGCUCCAGCCCCGCUCCAACCACUCUAUUCAUUUCCUGCACUGCCACCUGGUGCUCUGCAGGAGGGAGCACUGGGAUUCCAGCAAGUCCAAGGGCUCAAUCCCAAAGUGCCCAUCAGAGAAGGAGGUUUGCAAGGGAGAAGUCGAGCUGGCCAGUGGUCGCUUCCAGCGCACUGUCACAAAGCCCAUCAUUGUGACUGUGGAUACUCCACUCAGAGCUGCCACUCCAUAUCUGAGACAAGAUAAUUUCUUACCCAAUCAGCAAGGAAAACCACGGAAGAAUGUGCAACCUAUCCCAACAACAGCUGUCCCGCGCCUAGAACUCCCAGCUGUAGUUGGCAUUGCCUUUUCAGCCUUCAUUAUUGGCCUAUCCCUUACUGGUGGACUUUGGUUCAUUCAUUCCCAGACAGGUCCUGAAGAAAAAGCAAUUCCAAAGGCCCCAGAAGUAUCCUCAGCUCUGAAUGCAGCUGACCCUGCAUAUGGUUCCAUGCCUUAAAUAAUACAGUUAGCUGGAUGUAAAAACGUUAAGAGAAUAGAAGCUCUGAUAUUGUAACGAGAAAGGGGAGUAAUUGCUUUAAAGGACAACCAUCACCAUGAUGUAUUUUCACUCAAGCUGGCUGUAUGUCUGUUUUGUAGGCUUCAAGCUAUGCUUUGCUUGUGACCAAGCAUUUGUUUCAGCAUAGCUGGCUGUGUUUCCCACUCAGUAUCAAAGGCACCUAUGAAGAUAUCAGCCUAACACCCAUCUUUUAAUCAAUAUCGUACUAUUCUGCAUAUCCUCAUGUUCUCUCUAAACUUCACCUUAUUUUUAUUUAUUUAUUUACAACAUUUAUAUCCUGCCCUUCUCAUCCGAAGGGACUCAGGAUGAGUAAACCCUGUACAACUUUUCUGUGCCUUGGUUGGGGCAGCUGGUGAAUUCUGCUGCCCCUUCCUUUUGACUUUCAAUUUUUGGACUGAGGUUUAGACAAAGAACUUUUCUGCUCUAGUCACUACUGAAGGAUAAGACACUCCCCUGUGAAGUAGUAGGGCAAUUUAUCCCCUUACCUGGUGCAGAAGCUGCCAACUGACACAACGUGAGAGAAGACAAAAGGCUCAGGUACGUCUUGGGGCUGCCAUUCCCAGUGGAGGAAUCUGGAUGAAAUGACACUUGGCAAUUUUAGUCAUUUGACUCUAUUACUAAAUCUGUGCUCUUUGCAUGAAUGUGAAUCUUUAUUUAAAGAAGCUGACUUUCACUUACCUUUGAAGCACUGGUUCCUUAACUUCCUGACAAAAAUCACUACCAAAACCCAAAAGUUAAAUUUAAGCACACUGGGACAGUGUGCGUGCCUGCUUAUCAGGUAAGCUAUCUUGCAAAUGAUGUACCAGCAGAUUUGCAAAAUCCACUGUAGUUAUUUCAUCUAGCAGAAUUUUUUCCCUACAGUAUUUUUAGUGGGUACUUUUCUAUUAAAAUUGUAGACCUUCUGUUGGCUAUUUCUGCAAAAGCUUGAUUGAAUAGGGCAGACUAUUAAUAGCUAUAUUACUGUACUUAAAGAUCUAUGAGAGAGCGAAAUAAAUGGCAUCUUACCUGUGA